Camellia sinensis is the source of this 1445-nucleotide messenger RNA. RefSeq lists its product as uncharacterized. Gene Ontology annotation, biological process: rRNA base methylation. NCBI's taxonomy places the organism in Eukaryota, Viridiplantae, Streptophyta, Magnoliopsida, Ericales, Theaceae. Gene Ontology annotation, cellular component: cytoplasm. Gene Ontology annotation, molecular function: rRNA (uridine-N3-)-methyltransferase activity. The record is from RefSeq and is a predicted model, not a curated record.
CCUAUAAAAUAAUAUUUUAUUUAACGAAAAGAAACUAACACAGUUAGAGGCGAACAGAGUCGACCUUUACCAAAAUGUAUGGGAGAAGCCAAUAAUACAUUUUGGUGUCGGUGAAGAAGCAGCAGCAGCAAUACGAACGCCACCAUCACAACAAUAAAAAAUGGGACUAGCACCAGAAGGAGAAUAUUACUAUGACAAAGUAAUAAAACCAGAAGAAGAAGAAGAAGAAGACGAAGAAGACGAUGAUGAAUCAGAUUCAUCAGAAGAAUCAGAUUCGGAGGAGUUGAUGAUGCAUGGGAAGGGAAAUGGAAAGAGAGAGAUAAGGAUGAUAGAGCACUACUCUUCCUCUCAUCGAAUAUUGUUGGUCGGUGAAGGAGAUUUCUCCUUCUCUCUCUCUCUUGCCAAAGCCUUUUCCUCUGCCCGCAACAUCGUCUCCACUUCUCUCGACGCCCACAAGGAUCUAGAGAAAAAGUAUAAUAAAGGGACAUGGAACGUAAGGGAGUUGGAGGAGAUGGGUGGACUGGUGUUGUGCGGAGUGGAUGCUACUAAGAUGAGCCAACACUUCUUCCUCUCUACUCAGAGGUUUGAUCGCAUCAUCUACAACUUCCCCCAUGUUGGUUUCAUCUUCCCCGAGGCUAAUUCCUGCCAGAUCAAAGUACAUUGAACGGGGAUGCUUAAGAAUCAGCAAAGGCAGAGAAGAGGGUCAAGAAACUAAAAGAAUGAUAACAAAGUCUAAGUAGGUUUAAACCUCUUCAAGCCAAACUCUAUUAGAACAAAAGGAGGAAAGAUUUGAAUCUUUUUUUUGGACCAAUUUUGUCACAGAAUCAGCAAAGAUGAGUUUCUUCAACAAAAAGUACUCUAAGAUUGAGGCAUUGUGUUAUAUAUGCAACGAACUUAUAAUAUUAUUAAUCCAAGUUCUGGGUAAUAAUGGAAAGGCUAGAGUUCUGGGUAUCCUGGAUUGUGAGAAAAUGUUCUUGUUGCUGAUAUAUCACUAGAAAUCAGCAGAGCAGGGCACUCCCUCUGGCCUUUGGACUCUUUAUCUCUUGGAUGUUUGGGAAUGGAAUGAAAUUUAGGAUUGUAAAGAUUAAAUUAUUUGGUAAUUUGUUUAAUAUUUCUUAUGAAUGUCAACUACACAUCACAAAAAUUAGAUAGCAAGAAUUAACCCCCAUUGGUUACUGCGGUGAUGGUUCCUCCAUCAAUCUCUGCUUCCAACAUCCUGGCUCUGUAUCCAGGACAAGGGGUGGAAAUUUGACAACACUUCUUAUUCAAGAGUGGAUUUAGAAGUUCAAGUUGAAGUUUGAUAUUGCAUCUUUUAUGCGUACAAAGUAUUGUUUCAAUUCUAUUCUUUGCUUUGUGUUUCCAUUCAUUUCUUUCUAAAAGAGAUUUCACAAAAGGACCAUCUGAAUGAAAACCCCAAUUCAUUUGAAUUUUGAUUGGACUGACUG